AUGCCACCAACACUUCUAGUUCUAACCACCUUGAAACGAAUGCAAGCCCAUGUUCUUGUCAUGGAAUUAGUUGCAACAAAGCUGGAAGAUGCAAAUGAACUAUAUGGCAUCAUCCCACCUCAAAUUGGUCAGCUUUUCGAGCUCAUCUAUCUUGAUUUGCAAACUAAUCAGUUGUCUGGAAAAAUCCCACCAGAAAUUGGCCUUUUAACAAAUCUUCAAAAAUUGCACCUUGAUGAAAAUCAGUUAAAUGGCUCAAUUCCAAUAGAAAUGUGUCAACAAAGGUCGCUUGAAGAGCUUACAUUGUAUAGCAACCAUCUAGACGAUUCAAUUCCUUCUUGCUUGGGUAAUUUAACUAACCUUACUUGGUUGUCUCUUUGUAAUAAUUCACUUUCUGGUUCCAUUCCUCAAGAAAUUGGAAAGCUUUCCAAUUUGGUUGAACUUUACUUGGACACCAAUUGCCUAGAGGGUUCCAUCCCUUCCACUUUAGGCUACUUAGAACAGCUCACCAUGUUAUACAUGUUCAAUAAUCAGCUUUCUGGUCUCAUCCCUCAAGAAAUCGAGAAUUUGAUGUCUCUAGAGCAUCUGAGCCUUAAAACAAACAAUCUUUCUAGUCCAAUUCCAGCAUCACUAGGUUGUCUAAGAAACAUUACUUCAUCUCUACCAAAAUCAACUUUUUGGCUCCAUUCCUGA
This is a messenger RNA of Hevea brasiliensis (rubber tree), 690 nucleotides long. RefSeq names its product MDIS1-interacting receptor like kinase 2-like. The record is from RefSeq and is a predicted model, not a curated record. The coding region runs from base 1 to 690 and encodes 229 amino acids. NCBI's taxonomy places the organism in Eukaryota, Viridiplantae, Streptophyta, Magnoliopsida, Malpighiales, Euphorbiaceae. Gene Ontology annotation, molecular function: protein binding. The transcript has 2 exons.